Messenger RNA from Conger conger (European conger), 3383 nucleotides. Its product is annotated as zinc finger protein 665-like. The record is from RefSeq and is a predicted model, not a curated record. Bases 85 to 3246 code for a protein of 1053 amino acids. The transcript is spliced from 4 exons. Gene Ontology annotation, molecular function: RNA polymerase II cis-regulatory region sequence-specific DNA binding; DNA-binding transcription factor activity. Gene Ontology annotation, biological process: regulation of transcription by RNA polymerase II. Lineage: Eukaryota; Metazoa; Chordata; Actinopteri; Anguilliformes; Congridae.
UCCAUUCUGGAGGUUUUAGCAAAAACGGCUGUAACAGAAAUUUGUAAACUAGUCGAUGAGGGGUCUGCUGCAUUGCGAUUGGAGAUGUGCAGAAGCCAAAGAGAAAACGAAGCGCUAAACAAGAAGUUACUGCUGAUGGAGGGAGAGCUCAGGGCUGUGCGAGGAUACGGAGAGAGGAUGCCGGGGAAUUCACUAAACCUCUCAUUUGAAGUUCAGGUUUGCGAUGAAUUCAGAGAAUCACUAAGACGCACUUCAGGGGCAGCUGCUGCUAAUGGUGGUGAAGGGCCCCUCUAUAAGGAGGAGGAGCGGCACAUGCAGCCCUGCCCUGCAGGAGCCCCAGAAAAGGAGCUGAAAGCAGAACUCAAACAGGAGCCAGAGGAGCACCCCCUCACCCCCACGCUCCCCCUGCUGGAGUCCGCAGACUUGGGGCUGGAGCUCCAGGCUGUGUGGAGUGAGGCCAACGGCUUGGAAAUUUCUCAGAAUAGAAACAGGCCAGGUGCAAGAACGUUGGAGCAUGGAGACACCAGCUUAGACGACAACUUCUCUCCUCCACAUUACAGAGAUUCUCAGAGGCCACACUCAGAGAAGGACGAGGGGUCAGCAUCACAUCUCGAGCAGAAACAGAAUGGCUGCCCUCUUGAGGAGAUGAGCAUUGGUAGACCUGCUGAUGACAUUUCGCCGUUCCCUCUGGGUUCUCCAGGACAGUGUGUUGGAAGCGCCCCGUGUGAGGCAAGUUCUGACACGUCAGCAGAAGCAAAGAGUCCCUGCAGAACUGAGGGACAGGAGGAGGAGUUCAUCUACACACGCUGUGGGAAGACGUUCCCGGACGCUCUUGAACUGAAGACGCACGAGGAGCAGCACAGUGCGGGGAAACGGUUCAGCUGUUCAGAGUGCGGCAAGGGUUUCACUUCCUCCAGUAUCCUGGAGAAGCACAAGCAGGUUCACAGCAGGAAGAAACCGUUCACUUGUGAGCAGUGUGGAAAGUGCUUUUUCAAGAAGUGCCAUCUUAAAACUCAUCAGGUUACUCACACAGGAGGGAAAUGCUUCAGUUGCACAGUAUGCAAUAAGAGCUUUGGCUAUCUCCAUGUUCUUAAGCAGCAUCAGAGAUUCCAUACAGGGGAGAACCCGCACUGCUGCAACGAGUGUGGGAAGAGCUUUGCCCAACUAGGUCAUCUUAAAUCUCACCAGAUUACUCACACAGGAGGGAAAUGCUUCAGUUGCACAGUGUGCAAUAAGAGCUUUGCCCAUCUCAGUUAUCUUAAGCAACAUCAGCGUGUCCACACAGGGGAGAAACCGCACUGCUGCAACAAGUGUGGGAAGAGCUUUGCCACACCAGGUACUCUUAAAACUCACCAAAGGAUCCACACCGGUGAGAAAUCGUUCACUUGUGAGCAGUGUGGAAAGUGCUUUUCCAACAAGUGCAAUCUUAAAACUCAUCAGGUUACUCACACAGGCGAGAAACCCUUCACUUGUGAGCAGUGCGGAAAGUGCUUUUCCCGGAAGUGCCAUCUUCAAACUCAUCAGAGAGUCCACACAGGAAGCAAACCACACUGCUGCAAUGACUGUGGGAAGAGCUUUUCCCAACUAGGUCAUCUUAAAUCUCACCAGAUUACUCACACAGGAGGGAAAUGCUUCAGUUGCACAGUGUGCGAUAAGAGCUUUGCCCAUCUCAGUUCUCUUAAGCAACAUCAGCGUGUCCACACAGGGGAGAAACCGUACUGCUGCAACAAGUGUGGGAAGAGCUUCACCCAACUAGGUGCUCUUAAAUCUCACCAAAGGAUUCACACCGGAGAGAAACCAUUUGCUUGCGAGCAGUGUGGAAAGUGCUUUUCCAACAAGUGCAAUCUUAAAACUCAUCAGGUUACUCACACCGGUGAGAAACCGUUCACUUGUGAGCAGUGUGGAAAGUGCUUUUCCAACAAGUGCAAUCUUAAAACUCAUCAGGUUACUCACACCGGUGAGAAACCGUUCACUUGUGAGCAGUGUGGAAAGUGCUUUUCCAACAAGUGCCAUCUUAAAAUUCAUCAGGUUACUCACACAGGAGAGAAACCCUUCAAUUGUGAGCAGUGUGGAAAGUGCUUUUCCCGGAAGUGCCAUCUUCAAACUCAUCAGAGAAUCCACACAAGAGGCAAACAACACCGCUGCAAUGACUGUGGGAAGAGCUUUGCCACACUAGGUACUCUUAAAUCUCACCAAAGGAUCCACACCAGAGAAAAACCCUUCACUUGUGAGCAGUGUGGAAAGUGCUUUUCCCGGAAUUCUCUUAAGCAACAUCAGCGUGUCCACACAGGGGAGAAACCGCACUGCUGCAACAAGUGUGGGAAGAGCUUUGCCACACCAGGUACUCUUAAAACUCACCAAAGGAUCCACACCGGUGAGAAAUCGUUCACUUGUGAGCAGUGUGGAAAGUGCUUUUCCAACAAGUGCAAUCUUAAAACUCAUCAGGUUACUCACACAGGCGAGAAACCCUUCACUUGUGAGCAGUGCGGAAAGUGCUUUUCCCGGAAGUGCCAUCUUCAAACUCAUCAGAGAGUCCACACAGGAAGCAAACCACACUGCUGCAAUGACUGUGGGAAGAGCUUUUCCCAACUAGGUGCUCUUAAAUCUCACCAAAGGAUCCACACCGGAGAGAAACCAUUUGCUUGCGAGCAGUGUGGAAAGUGCUUUUCCAACAAGUGCAAUCUUAAAACUCAUCAGGUUACUCACACCGGUGAGAAACCGUUCACUUGUGAGCAGUGUGGAAAGUGCUUUUCCAACAAGUGCAAUCUUAAAACUCAUCAGGUUACUCACACCGGUGAGAAACCGUUCACUUGUGAGCAGUGUGGAAAGUGCUUUUCCAACAAGUGCCAUCUUAAAAUUCAUCAGGUUACUCACACAGGAGAGAAACCCUUCAAUUGUGAGCAGUGUGGAAAGUGCUUUUCCCGGAAGUGCCAUCUUCAAACUCAUCAGAGAAUCCACACAAGAGGCAAACAACACCGCUGCAAUGACUGUGGGAAGAGCUUUGCCACACUAGGUACUCUUAAAUCUCACCAAAGGAUCCACACCAGAGAAAAACCCUUCACUUGUGAGCAGUGUGGAAAGUGCUUUUCCCGGAAGUGCCAUCUUCAAACUCAUCAGAGAGUCCACACAAGAAGCAAACCACACUGCUGCAAUGACUGUGGGAAGAGCUUUGCCCAACUAGGUCAUCUUAAAUCUCACCAGAUUACUCACAGGAGGGAAAUGCUUCAGUUGCACAGUGUGCGAUAAGAGCUUUGCCCAUCUCAGUUCUCUUAAGCAACAUCAGCGUGUCCACACAGGGGAGAAACCGCACUGCUGCAACAAGUGUGGGAAGAGCUUCACCCAACUAGGUGCUCUUAAAUCUCACCAAAGGAUUCACACCGGAG